AAAGUAACGAUACACUCUAAAGUUCUAACGGCCUGCGUUUGGAUAACCUAGCACUCACUAGUUGUUAAUCCACUACUUGUUAGAUGACCAAAAUUUAGUCCUAUACUGUUUGGAUACAUGGACUUGUAGCUAGUAGUAUUCCUAGACAAAGUCUCUUAUGCCCCUGGGAGAGGACAGAGAAAAGGGGGGAGAUAGCGCAGGGGAAGGGCAGUGAUGCCAUUUCUCAAUCCAGUGGCUCCUUUUAGUCCCAUUAGCUAGAUAUGACCAACUAAUGAUGAACUAGUUGUUAGUUGGGGUGUGUGGACUAAAAAAUAGUUCACUCGUUAGUCCCUCUAUUUGUAUGGCCUAGUACCGAUUUUCAGGAACUAACAAUUAGUCCUGGCAUGAAAGAGGCUCCUAAGUCCAGCAGCUACGUUACCGUACGUUUUGAUUGCUCUACAUAUAGAUGGGUCCAUUCAUUCUGGAGGCCAGAAAGCAGCUUCGUUCCAGAGGUAGCCGUUCUCUUCUCCCACAAAGCUGACAAGCUGAUUGAUGGCCGCCGCUUCUUCCUUUGGCGACGACUCUUACCUCAUGGUUGCCGACGACAUGUACUUGAUAGCAGUUUGCCAAGGAAGAAACCAAGCAGACGCCACCGGGCUCAUGGCGAUAUCCGACGAGGAGUACGCCGCGGAACUCCAGCUUCAAGAGGUGAUCUUUGUUUCCUCCGCCAUGGCGAUGAUUGUUAAUUCCACCAUGGCAGCGACUGCAGCACAAUCAUCGCUCAUGCCGCAGCUUGAUAGCGCCGUCGUCGUCGUCAACACCGCCAACAAUGACACAACAGCUGCUGAGACGCCCGCCGUGCUUGCCGUAGCUGAGUGCAGCUGCUCCUCCUCCUCGCCUCCGCCAUCUCUUGCAGUUGCAGCCCCUGCCACCGGGGAAGAAGACGACGCAAUUGCGGUAGCAACUUGCAAGAUCUGCCUGGACUACGUGCCAGCGUCGCACGUGCACCACGCAAGUCACGACUGCGCGCAUGCCUUCUGCGCAGCCUGCCUCUCCGGCUACAUCAGCGCAAAGACCCAAGGCGGCCGCAUCUCGGACGUCAAGUGUCCCGGGGACGGGGAGGACUGCUGCGACGACGUCCUUGACCCCGAACUCUGCCAAGGUAUCAUAUCCGGCGAGGCUUUCGAGGCCUGGUGCGCCGCACUAUGCAUGUCCAUGGUGGAGGGAGGCAGCAACUUUUGCUAUUGCCCCUUCGACGACUGCUCGGAGAUCUUGGUGGACGAUCGCGGCGGCGACGUGCCGGAGUCGGAGUGCCCGGCGUGCAGGAGGCUGUUCUGUGCACGGUGCCGCGUGCCAUGGCACGCUGGCAUUACCUGUGCCGAGUAUGGCCAAUUAGCACCUGGGGACAAGGGGAAGGAGGACUUACUGGUGCUGGAGAUGGCCAAGGGGGAAAAGUGGAAGAGGUGCCCCCAGUGCAAGUACUUGGUCGAAAAACACAACGGCUGUGUGCACAUGACUUGCAGGUGUGGCUUCCAGUUCUGCUAUGCAUGUGGCGAGCCGUGGGGGCAACCUGAUCAUUCCUCUUGCAACACAGCGUGAAAGCUGAUUUUCCUCAUAAUCCGGCAGUGGAAAGCGAAUGAAGUUCCAAGAUCCAUGCAGUCAAACUAUUUUUAGUUAUAUAUGGCAUAUGCAGCCCAACUAUUUGUAGUCAUAUAUGACACUACCGCAGAAGUAAAAAACUAAUAAGUGUAGUUCAAUAACACAUGUAUUCAAACUAUUUUUUAUUUUAUGAGCUAUGUAUGUCAUUGUGGCAGUACUACAUAAAUUUCUAUCAUAAUUUUUUUAACUAAAUUAUGAUAGAGAUUUUUAUAGUAGUGCUAUAAAGACGUACAUAGCUGAUAAAAGCAAAAAUAGUUUGACUGCAUGUAUCAUAGGCCUACACAUAAAAGCAAUUUUUUUGCUCCUAUGUGUAGUCCUAUCAUACAUGCAUUUAAACUAUUUUUGCAUUUAUGAACUUUGUAUAUCUUUAUGGUGCACUACUAUACAAAUGAAAUAAAUUAUCUUCA
This is a messenger RNA of Panicum virgatum (switchgrass), 2045 nucleotides long. RefSeq names its product probable E3 ubiquitin-protein ligase RNF217. The transcript is spliced from 2 exons. Gene Ontology annotation, molecular function: ubiquitin protein ligase activity; ubiquitin conjugating enzyme binding; zinc ion binding. The record is from RefSeq and is a predicted model, not a curated record. Gene Ontology annotation, cellular component: cytoplasm; ubiquitin ligase complex. Gene Ontology annotation, biological process: ubiquitin-dependent protein catabolic process; positive regulation of proteasomal ubiquitin-dependent protein catabolic process; protein polyubiquitination. The coding region runs from base 532 to 1578 and encodes 348 amino acids. NCBI's taxonomy places the organism in Eukaryota, Viridiplantae, Streptophyta, Magnoliopsida, Poales, Poaceae.